Toxorhynchites rutilus septentrionalis is the source of this 6177-nucleotide messenger RNA. RefSeq names its product ephrin type-B receptor 1 (gene Eph). Gene Ontology annotation, molecular function: transmembrane-ephrin receptor activity; ATP binding; protein binding. The coding region runs from base 1553 to 4981 and encodes 1142 amino acids. Gene Ontology annotation, cellular component: neuron projection; plasma membrane. NCBI's taxonomy places the organism in Eukaryota, Metazoa, Arthropoda, Insecta, Diptera, Culicidae. The record is from RefSeq and is a predicted model, not a curated record. Gene Ontology annotation, biological process: axon guidance; protein phosphorylation; cell surface receptor protein tyrosine kinase signaling pathway. The transcript is spliced from 13 exons.
ACGAAGGAAGAUGGCGUGUCGAACGUCCGCACGGGUUCUUUGAUGUGUGUUAUUAUCCAGAGUGUUGUUUCUCUUCGGUUCCCCUCCUCUCCACAUACAGGAGAGCAAAAAAGCAAGGUAGAAGGAAGAAAAACUUGAACAAAUUAUCGCUGAAAAAGUGACUGAAAACCGUGCAAACUCGUCGCGAGUGUUCGCUGGAACCGUGUUCCGUGUCGUCCUGUGAAUUUGGUGUGUGAAAAUUGUGUGUCCACAAAAAGUGCAGCAGUGAAAUUGUUGAGAUGAAGAGCAGCCCCGCACAGCACACAGAGGAAGUAUAGCAGUCUCAGUGAAGUUUCCGAGCAUCGGUUGUCGUCGUCGUGAUUGUGAGCGCAAUUUGGCAUGAGUUAUUAUUACUCCGGGAGUUUCGGUGAACCAAGUUGUGUAGAAUGCUAAAGUUGUCGCUGCCACUGCCAACAGUGCGCGCCAGCUGCUGCGGCGGGCGAUAAGUUGCCGAAGGAGUGUAGUGGGAGUGAAAAAUUCAAAUAAAAUAAUUGAUAGUUUAAAGAAGAAGAAAAAAGCAGCGAAAAAAGAAGAGAGUCUGUGUGCGUGGGAGGUUAAUUUGGGAAAAAAAGGGAAAAAAGAGGUGCAUUGUUUGAAGCGGUGAUAACGUUUAAGUUUUACCUGAGUGCAAAACGGGAAGAAGAAAAAAGUGAAACAAACGGUGGUGUUUUGUGGAAUUUUGGUGAGAAAAACGCGAAGAAAACGGAGGAAAAAGGGAAUAACUCUCCGAGGAGGCAGGGGCAAGAAGCAGCAUGGAAACUGUUGUCUGUUGGGCCGGUAGCUUAAAUUUCCAAGCCGUAGUCACGUUGUUCACCGCCAAUGGUGGGCGACAGCUGAAGAAGCUUCAACCCAACGGCACAAAAUACAACAACGCAACGCGCCGUCUAAUGAGCUCUCGUCGAAUUCUUGGUUGCUGAAGUGAGAGUUCACCGCAGAGUCAUGCCAUCGCCAUCAUCAUCAUCAUCAUGUCCGCUUCGUCACCGCGGCUGCCACUGAAGAAGCGCAAGAAGAAGUCGAUAAUGAAUGAAGGGGAGAAUAAAAAUAAAAUUAAAAAUUAAGAUAAUAUAAACGAUCAUCAGAGCGAGCGCGCGCGUGUUCUUUCUGUUCCCCGGUUGUUUUUUUUUCUAUUAACCGAGAACACGCCGGAUCAUCGUCAUCUUCGUUCAUCACCAGGCAGGCAGCCGGAAUCGGGAGUUUAAAGAACCCAUCUUCUGCUGGUUGAUGGUGGGAGAAAAAAAUAUACAAAAGCACCACUGAAAAAUAACAAAGUCAACUAUUUCAACGAAGAAAUCGGUGGCGGUGCGAUUUGUGCUCUGUGUGUAGUCAUCGCCGUCAUCAUCAUUUUUCAUCUUUUGCUCGUCGUCCCAACGCUUCUUCCAACGCUGGGAUCAGGGACUGAAUCUGGAACCGUGCGGGGCCAGAAGUAGCAGCGAAGAGGAAAAAAACGAAGAAAAGAGAUAACCGGACAAAGCUCAGAAAAGCAGAGAGAAGAGCCGCAGCCGCCGCCGAUAAUAUGGAUAAAUAUCUGCCGCUGAUCGUGCUGCUCUACAUUCUCAACUACAGGCUAGAUGGCGUUGCCAGCGAUCAAGUUGUUCUGCUCGAUACCACCAAGGAAGCGACGCUUGAGUGGACCCGAUACCCGUACGGACCGCAGGCCCAAACGCCCGGUUGGGUGGAGGAAUCGUUCACGAACUUCGUGAAGGGCAUCAACUGGCGCAGCUACGUGGUGUGCGAUGUGGCCUACAACAACGUCAACAACUGGCUGUGGUCCCCGUUCAUCGAUCGGGGCCCCGCGAACCGGCUGUACAUCGAAAUCCACUUCACGAUCCGCGACUGCUCGCUGUUUCCGGGCAAUGCGCUCUCGUGCAAGGAAACGUUCAGUUUGCUGUUCUAUGAGUUCGAUGCGGCGACGCGGGAGCCACCUCCCUGGCAGCCGGAGAGCUACAAGCUGAUCGGGAGGAUCGCCGCCGGCGAGGGUCGAUUCAAUCAGAACGCCGACGUGGAUAUCAACGUGGAGGUGAAGAGUAUAGCGGUCACGAAGAAGGGUGUGUACUUUGCCUUCCGGGAUCAGGGUGCGUGCAUCAGCGUUCUGGCCGUGAAGGUGUAUUACAUCACGUGUCCGGCUGUGACGGUGAACUUUGCCCACUUCAACGAAACUCCGACGGGUCGGGAGAUUACGAUCAUCGAGCAGCAGACGGGAGUCUGCGUGGAGAACGCCGAAGCCUACGAAACACCCACCUACCUGUGCAAGGGUGACGGCAAAUGGACGAUCCUGAGUGGCGGAUGCCGCUGCAAGGUCGGGUACGAGCCCGAUCACGAGAAGCAGACGUGUAACGUCUGCCCGGUGGGUAAAUUCCGCUCGGCGGAGGUCGAAUCCUGUACCAUCUGCCCACUGAACUCGAAAACCAACAAAAUUGGCUCACCAUUCUGUCCGUGUCUAAGUGGUCACUAUCGGCACCCUCGGGAUGGCAAACAUAUGCCCUGCUACAAACCUCCGGGUCCUCCCACUAAUCUCACGCUUCUGUUCAUCGACCAAACCAGUGCCAUCCUGUCCUGGAAUGCGCCACAGCGAGCCGCCGAUGAGCAGCUGGACAGCAAGUAUCGGAGCGAUAUUGUGUUCCGAAUAAAGUGCGCUGCGUGCACCUCGAACGUCGUGUUCAAUCCCUCGACGGAGACAUUCAACGACACGAAGCUGACGCUCACCAAUCUGGAACCGGUGACGACGUACACGGUCCAGAUUCACUCCCAGCACGGGAUGUCCUAUCUGCUGAGUGUGGAGCUAACGACUGCGGGGGCCAACGGAGCUGGAUUUGAUAAUAGCAGCAGUACCAGUGGAGUGGGUGGCUUCAAUAACCACUAUCACCACGUGACGGAACCACCUAGUCAGCAAGGGGGCCGCUCGUCGUUCGAUUUGGACGAUAUUAAGACGGAGUUCGCGGAGAUUACCUUUACCACCGAGUCGGCCAUACUCAGCACGGUGUUCAAUGUGAAAGUAAUCUCCAUCACCAACAAGGAGGUCGACCUGGUUUGGGACAAACCGAUGCAUAGCGACUCGCCGAUCGAGUACUACGAGGUCCGAUGGUUUCCCAAGUCGGAGGUCGAUGCGAUGAACAAAUCGGUGCUGAGCACCAAGGAGUCCAAGAUCCACAUUGGGGACCUGCUGGAGAACACCGAGUACGGUUUCCAGGUGCGAUGCAAGACGCUCAACGGCUGGGGCACGUUUAGUAAUAUUGUCUACGCCCAGACGCAUCAGAGCGUCAGUCCAGUGUACGAUGAUUCCUUCCAAAUGCGAAUUGUUGCUGGUUCAACAGUAGCGAUUGUCUUCGUCCUAGUAUUAGUGAUCGUCGUCACCGUCCUUUUCCUGCGCUCCAAGAGCCACGAUGACAUCGACAAGAAAACCAACAACCACCUGCCGCUGCCAUUGGAUUAUGCCAGCAACGAAGGACUUGUAGUAACCUAUAUUCACGCAAUGGACACGACGCCGAUCGUGAAAACGAUGAAAAACAAUGAAGGUGGUUCUUACGGGUAUUACCGACCACGUCGUAAUAAUUUUGCAGUGACCACGCCACUGUUCGGUACCAGCAGAAGUUACGUCGAUCCGCACACCUAUGAGGACCCGAACCAGGCGAUCCGCGAGUUCGCGCGGGAGAUUGACGCCAGCUACAUCACGAUUGAGGCGAUCAUCGGCGGCGGAGAGUUCGGCGAUGUGUGCCGGGGUCGGCUCAAGAUCCCGCCCAAUUUCGUCCAGGAGAUCGACGUCGCGAUCAAGACGCUCAAGCCGGGCUCGUCGGAGAAGGCACGCUGUGAUUUUCUCACCGAGGCCUCCAUCAUGGGUCAGUUCGACCAUCCGAACGUGAUCUACCUGCAGGGGGUCGUGACCCGGUCCAACCCGGUGAUGAUCAUCACCGAGUACAUGGAGAACGGCAGCCUGGACACGUUCUUGCGGGCCAACGAUGGCAAGUUCCAGACGCUGCAGCUGAUCGGGAUGCUGCGGGGGAUCGCCGCCGGGAUGUCCUAUCUCAGCGACAUGAACUACGUCCAUCGGGAUCUGGCGGCGCGCAAUGUUUUAGUUAAUUCCUCACUAGUGUGUAAGAUUGCCGACUUCGGGCUGUCGCGGGAGAUCGAGAACGCGAGCGAUGCGUACACGACGCGGGGUGGAAAAAUCCCCGUCCGCUGGACAGCCCCCGAGGCGAUAGCGUUUAGGAAAUUCACGUCCGCUUCGGACGUGUGGUCCUACGGCGUGGUGCUGUGGGAGGUGAUGUCGUACGGCGAGCGGCCGUACUGGAACUGGUCCAACCAGGAUGUGAUAAAGAGCAUCGAGAAGGGCUACCGGUUGCCGGCGCCGAUGGACUGUCCGGAGGCGCUCUAUCAGCUGAUGCUGGACUGCUGGCAGAAACAGCGCACCCACAGGCCAACGUUUUCGAGCAUCACGCAGACGCUCGACAACCUGGCUCGGCAGCCGCAGGUGUUGCUGACGACGCGUAAUUCCCCCGAUAAUCCGGUGGCCCGGAUGGGGAACGACAUUAGCGACGAAAUGCUGGCAGCUCAGCAGCGAAGUAUGCUCGGUGGGAUGGGGACGACCGAGCGGAUACUUGGCAAUGGAAGUGGCAGUGGCAGUGGUGGUGGGGUAGGCAUUGGAAGCGGUGUGGGGGGAAUGGGUCCCGCCGGAAUGGGAACUCUAGGAUCGACUGCCGGUGGACUGAGCAAUACGGGGACCAUGUCCGGGGCGGGCAGCGCUGGCGGGGUGUUUAUCAGCACCGAGCUGUGGCUGGAAAGUAUCAAAAUGUCGAGGUAUUCCCAGCACUUCCAGGAGGCGGGACUUGUGACCGCUCAGCAGAUAUCUCGACUAACCGCCCAACAGCUGUCCGACAUGGGCAUCACGUUGGUUGGCCAUCAGAAAAAGAUCCUCCACCAGGCACGACAAAUAGAUACCAUAAUAUAAGCGCUUUCAGGUGCAUCACAAAAAUGGACACAUUCAAACGCAAGAAUUGCAACGAAGCGAAGCUGAAAAUGAGCAUUACAAUUCAGCAUCACAUCAGGCCUACACGAGAAUAACAUCUCAUCAUGCAACAGAAAAAAGACCCGGUCCCAGUUCAAAACGUGUGUGCAUUUGUUUUCCCUCCCUCGUUCUAUUUAUUCGUGUUCAUUCCGGAGAGCACUCUGUACAUGGAUUAAUUUUAGGAACCACACAAAAUGACUAUCGAUUAUUGAAUAUUACAAUUAUUAUGAUUACUAUUAUUUCUAAAACAGUUCGCGAGAGAGAGAGAGAGAUUAGAAAUGCAUUUAUACAAAGUAUCUUUUAGGGAAACAAUGUGAGAUUUGUUUUUAUCUGUUUAACUUAAUUUAGCAUUCAAAUAAGAACAAGCGGAUACAUACUAGUGAUCGUUACUUAAGGCACGAUUCAUCGCCACCAUCAUCAUGAAAAAUCAUCACCAUCUUUAAGGACUGGAAUCAGGAAUCUCCGCAAGUAUCCUGCGUGGACUUUUGUUUUACAAUUCCGUUCGAAAGUGACGAAAAAUGACAACAUAAACAUAGUCGCGUGGGAAAAAGAAAAUGUGAUUUUUAUACAUACAAUAGCAAUAGGUAGAACUUCGUUUUGGUUUUCUUUUAGCUCUAUAGUGCUGAAAACCAUUCGCCACCCCAUACAGACGAAAACUAAUAUUACACUUGUAAAAAAAAAACAAUGGGACAGCAGGAAACGAGAUACGGGAAUAGAAAAAAAACAGCAUAAACACGACGAAAGACAGUGAGAAUAGGUUAUGAGUAAAAGUGUAUCGUAAGACACGUUUAACCGGAACUGGAAAAAAACAAGGAAAACGCAGCGUGAGAGGGAAUCUUUCGCCGGACCGUUUCCUCACAGUUUUGGUUGUAAUAUUAUUAUUUUAGUCUCUCGUUUUAAGUUCUUUCCUCUUUCCCCUCCUGUGUACAGUUAAUUUUAUUUUGUGGAAAUAGUGUUUUUUUUUUAAAUAUUGCCCUUCACGUUACUCUGUUUGUUUAUCUUUCUAAUUUAAUCUGAAAACGAAAACGAGAGUAGGAAGUGAAAAUGAAGAACUCUAGCUUUAUUUUGUGGAACAUAGCAUCUUCUUAUAGUAGGUAAUAAUAAAUGCAAAAGUGAGAUUGUAUGUAGUUCGUAUCAGA